Molecule: messenger RNA, 1664 nt
Organism: Vespula vulgaris
Lineage: Eukaryota; Metazoa; Arthropoda; Insecta; Hymenoptera; Vespidae
Exons: 5
Coding region: 225-1130 (301 amino acids)
Biological process (GO): cilium assembly
Cellular component (GO): centriole; non-motile cilium
Source: RefSeq, a predicted model, not a curated record
CUCGUGGUACCAUUUAACAACAAGACCAUUUUCGUUCUCAUCGAUUUUGUAAAUACAAGAAAGCUUGAUUGGUCCAGUACCAUUAUGUACAACUGACGGCACAUCUAUUCUUUCAAUUAUAGACGCAUCGAUCGCUAUAAUAAACAGAUGAUCCGCGAGAAGUUCUUGCUACUCUUAAUUCCUUGGGAUUUAUUGGUAUUACUGCACCCCAACUUAAAGCUUUUAUGAAAGAUUUGAAGAUAUACAAGAAGAUAAAAGAACAUGAAAGACAACAACAUAAGGAAGAAAUCAGAAAGAAAAUAAUGAAAAAACAACAGCAUAUGUUUCAUGAAAUUCUUAGUGAACAUUUCAAAGAAUUAAGUGAACAAACCAAUAAUAAUUCCAAUUCUUCCAAUUUUGACAAUGAAUCUUUAGUAAAAGUGAAGAUUAAAUGUAUCCCAAAAAAUAAGGAAAAUCUACAGCAAAGAUAUAUAAAAGAACAAUUUGAUAUACCAUUGAGAGAACCAUCAAAUCUGGUAAAAAACAAAUAUAAAAAAGUAAACCUUAUCGAGGACUCGUGCUUAAAUAGAAAAGAUUAUAAUUGUAUAGAUUCUAAACCUCAUUCAACUGUACUACGAUCCAAGAGUGAUAAUCAAUCUUUUGUCAGUUCUUGUUCUAUGCAGAAUGUUUAUAAUGCAAAUUAUGAUAUUAAUAAAUAUAAUACAAUUUCUCAAGAACAACCAUUAUAUUCAAAGCCAAUGUUAUCAGAUCGUAGUAGACCAAUCAGUGCCCCAAAUAUUUUAGAAAAUAAUCGUAAAUCAAGAUCAAAAAGUAUAUUGUCUGAUCAUUCUACUACUGUUCGAUCACAAAGUCUUCCACGUACUAAAAGUUCUAGCUGUUCCACACAUAAAUCAUUUAUUCGGCCAUGGCGAUUACACCCUGAAGUUCAAAAAAAUACAACAAAUAAAAAAUGUGAUCCUGUUGCUCUUUAUCAAAAGUAUCAGGAAGAAUGGAAGCAGAUAGCAUUUCCUGGAGAAGCGAAACAUAUGACUGUAAGGUGGGCUGUACGUGAAAAAAUGCUUGGUGCUGAUCCUCAUCCUCCACCUUUACCAAGAAAAUCCACGAGUGUACCUAUAUUGAGAAAAAAAUGACCAUAAAUAUGAUAUAGCAUGUAUAAGAAAUUUUAAUUUUUUCCAUCAAUCUGGGAUAUUCCUGACAAAACUGUAUUUACCAUUACGAUUUUACGCUGGAUAUUCCCAAUGAUAUUAUUUAUAUUGUUACGAUCAUUUAUUACAAUAUUCUCGAUAUGAACGAGCCGCUUUUGUUUGAAAAGUGAACUAUAUAUAAUAUAGCUUAUUGUACGACACACACAUUCUUAUGUGCAGUGCAUUUGAAAAAAACAAAAGAUAAGACUUAAUCCUGUAUAGAAUUAGUGUUUCUUUAAUAGAAUUAAACACAUACAAUUAGGAUUUCCUGGCAAUAAUUUUGAGCAUGAAUCAUUGAACGACAAAAGUAAUUUCCAUCAACAAAAUAUUCAUGUGCAUAAUUAUAAUGACGGGAAAAAGUUAAAUAAUAUGUAUUAUUAGAUAUUUAUUUUUUUAAUACAAGAAAAUAAAAUGAUUAUCAUACUACAUAUUUUAAGUAAAAACAAUCUAUGUAAAUAAAGUUUUGAUUAUAUGAUAUAA